UCAGAGACAAGAGCUGCCAGAGGGACAGGUUAGCUGCAGAAGCAGUAACAACAGCAGAAAGAGAGAGAGAAAGUGCAUCAACAAGCAUGCAGCUAGCUAUGUAAUCAGAACCAUUAGUUUUAUUCAUGUACUGCAGAUUCUGUAACCCAAUGGUUCCUGAAUUAAAUAUACCUACUCUACCUCCUCCUCCCAACUUCUUUUGUAUUAAUAUACUCUAAUACAAUAACCCCACUCACUCUCUGCUCAUUCAUAAUCUCUGUGUCUUCUGUUUCACUGCAUCUGAAAUAGCUAGCUUCUGUUCUGUUUUCACUUGCUGCUUGAUAAUGAAUGGAAGGAACAGGUUCCCUUUUACUCCGUCACAGUGGCAAGAGCUUGAACAUCAAGCUCUUAUCUACAAGUACAUGGCUUCUGGUAACUCCAUCCCACCUGAUCUUCUCUUCACUAUUAGAAGAAGCUACUUGGAUUCUCCUUUGCCUUCAAGGCUUAUGCCUAACCAAUCACAACACUUUGGAUGGAACUACCUGCAAAUGGGGUUAGGAAGAAAAAUAGACCCAGAGCCAGGUAGGUGCAGAAGAACAGAUGGAAAGAAAUGGAGAUGCUCAAAAGAUGCAUACCCAGAUUCCAAGUACUGUGAGAGGCACAUGCACAGAGGAAAAAACCGUUCAAGAAAGCCUGUGGAAGUUUUGAAAACAUCAACAACAACAAAUGCAACACCAGUAGCAUUCUCAUCAAUCACAAGAAAUAGCCCAGCACUAACCCCAACUAAUAAUUCUCUUUCACCACUUUCAUCUUCUUGUGUGUCCUCUGAGACAAACCAUCACCAAUCUCAACAUUCUGGCUUCUAUGGUUCUCAUCUUCAGCACUCGUUUCUCUAUGAUCACCCUUCAUCAAGGCCUUCUGGUAUUGGUUUCUCAUUUGAAGACAACAAUAGCAGUGCUUCUUUGUUUCAGGACACUGGCUCUUAUUCUCAGACUAAUGACAACUGCAGGUAUGUUUAUGGACAGAAAGAGGAGGUGGAUGAACAUGCUUUCUUCACUGAGCCUUCUGGUGUUAUGAAAAGCUUCUCUGCUUCCUCUAUGGAUGAUCCUUGGCAACUCACACCACUUACUAUGAGCUCCUCAUCAUCUUCUUCAACAUCAAAACAGAGGAGUUGCUCUGGUUUGUCUAGUGAUUACUCUUACUUGCAACUUCAGAGCCUCAGUGAGCACUCAAAACAGCAACAGCAAGAUCAGGGUUGCUACCUGUUAGGAGGUGAAAUCAUGAAAAUGGGAAAAGAAGAGCCUCAGAGAACAGUUCACCGCUUCUUUGAUGAGUUGCCCCACAAAAGCAGAGAAGGGUCAUGGCUUGAUUUGGAUGAUAAAUCUUCCACUACCCAGCUAUCAAUUUCCAUUCCAACCUUCAACUCCAGAACUCACCAUGAUGGGACUUGAGCUUAGAUUUCAAUCAUGUGGGUGUACCUGAGUCAAAUGUCAACUAUAUGUCUACAAGGUCAAAGUGGGGUUCAGAUGCUGAUGACAAUGUUUAGUGUGUUGUACUUGUAUGCUAAUGUUUUCUUUGUUAAGUUCUACCUUCCAAACAUGGUAUCAAAUCUGUAUAAUGUUUGGCCUAACAAUGCUGGCACAUCGUUUUUUCUUUUUCUUCUGUUUUAUUUAUGUUUGUAUAACUUUUCUGCUUAAUAGCAUGAUGUUAGCAACUGUAAUAUUGGGUGCAUAAUUGCCCCAGGAUUUGCUAGUUUGUCACUUCUUAGCAUCCAAAUUAAGUGCAUUGGCUAGGACCCUCUUUGUAAAGUUAAACCAAAGGGAAACUAGUUGAUUUGCUUAAUAAGGAGAAACACCCUUGCCCUUAUGGAAACAAUGAUUGCACAAAUUUUAUUUUUCACCAA
Messenger RNA from Lotus japonicus, 1882 nucleotides. Its product is annotated as growth-regulating factor 5-like. Gene Ontology annotation, cellular component: nucleus. The coding region runs from base 324 to 1430 and encodes 368 amino acids. Gene Ontology annotation, biological process: DNA-templated transcription; regulation of DNA-templated transcription; developmental process. Gene Ontology annotation, molecular function: ATP binding. The transcript has 4 exons. The record is from RefSeq and is a predicted model, not a curated record. NCBI's taxonomy places the organism in Eukaryota, Viridiplantae, Streptophyta, Magnoliopsida, Fabales, Fabaceae.